CCUAGAGUCUGUCAAGACUGGCCCGUACGGGCAGGGGUACCUUUACCUUUACCUAUUAAUCAUGAAAUGAGGUAAUGAUAUAGAACAACUCCAAGUGAUUUAGUAAUUUUAAAAAUCACAUAUAAAAACAAAUCAAACAAUAAUGAUAAACUACUAUUCCCAUUUUUACAAAUGAGAAAACUGGCCAUGAUCUAAGGAUCUAGAAGCUUAGGUCUUCGGGAUUAAAAUACAAGAGCUUUCUCAUUAAAUUGCACUUGUUGUCACCUCAGGAUGAUGGCUCCAAUGCCAUUUACAAACUUUCCAAGUGUAUGGUCCUAUCUGAAGCCCUCUUCGGGUCCUGCUUGUUGUUAAAUAAAAGGACAGAUGGAGCAGAAUAAUAACUGAUGUCAUAGAUAUAUGGAAACCAAGUUCUGAAGCUUCUAGAACAACAUGGUAGUUAUUAGCAACGGAAAGGAAGGAAUACAUUGGAGGAAGGCAGCCACACUCAGAAUGAAGCACUAAGUCGCAGGGCUUUUAAAUAUAAGAGCCAUGAAUCCAUCUGGGCCUCAGGAUAGUUUUUGUAAAGAGCAGCCCUGAAUAAAGAACAGAAGCAGGAAGGAAAAGAGCAUCCUACUGGAGUAGUUAACAGACACCUUGGGAAACUCCAGAAGGUCCUGCUCUGGAGACUGAACAACCUAGCAUAGCCAUAUGCAGAUGGAAGAAGAAUGGAAGAGCCUGAGGAAACUCUUGAGAGCAGUGACGCAAAUGAAGGUGGGCUAGAUACUGAAGAACAGGGAGAUAAUGGUGGAAUCAAGGAGGAAAUCAAGGAGGAAAUUGUUGAAAUUAAUGAAGAAGAUGCACAUGAAAUCAAUGAGGAAAAGAAAGAAAGUGAUGAAAUCAAAGAUAGUGAGGAGGAGAAACAUAAUGAUGAAAUCGAAGAGUUGACACCUCACCAGGAAAGUGGAGAUAAUGGCCUAGCAAUGGACCAAGAUGUCCCAAAGACAACAAGUUCUGAUAAAGGUGAGGUAGAGCGACCUGAAAGCAAAAUCAGCAUUAUUCAGCAUAAGGAACUGAUAGAGGAAAACCAGCAGCCUGACUUGCCUCCUGGCAGCACAAGUGCUAGCAUGUCAUCUCUCAAAAAGGAACUUGGUCAUGACUCCCGUCGUGGCAGCCAGCAUAGCCAGCACCUCCCGGGCCAUGAAUCCCGCCGAGGCAGUCAGAGUCAACCUUUAAUAGGCCAGGAAUCCAGGCAUAGCCAGCAGCAACCAGGACAUGAAUCUCGCCGAGGCAGUCAACCACCUGGAGGCCAGGAAUCCCGGCAUAGCCAGAAGCUCCCAGGACAUGAAUCCCACCGCGGAAGUCAACAGCUCACGGGCCAGGAAUCCCGGCAUAGCCAGAAGCUCCCAGGGCAUGAAUCCCACCGCGGAAGUCAACAGCUCACGGGCCAGGAAUCCCGGCAUAGCCAGAAGCUCCCAGGGCAUGAAUCCCACCGCGGAAGUCAACAGCUCACGGGCCAGGAAUCCCAGCAUAGCCAGAAGCUCCCAGGACAUGAAUCCCACCAUGGAAGUCAACAGCUCACAGGCCAGGAAUCCCGGCAUAGCCAACAGCUUCCAGGACAUGAAUCCCACCGUGGAAGUCAACAGCUCACAGGCCAGGAAUCCCGGCAUAGCCAACAGCUUCCAGGACAUGAAUCCCGCCGAAGCACUCAACCAGUUGUAGGCCAGGAAUCCCGACACAGUCAGCAGGUCCCAGGACAUGAAUCUCGCCGAGGCAGUCAUGAAUCCAUUAGCCACCAGGUCCUACAAAGCCAUAGACCUUCCACAACACAACCUAUAAAUGAAGUUGAAGCCAAGGAGGACAUGACAUGGAUUAGUCAAAGGACAGGGAAAGUUAUGAAAUGCGAAAGCCAGCAGACCAGUAGAAUUUGGGAGCACAAGCCACUCUCUGAAAUUCUGCAACCUCUUGGUUACCCGAAAAGUGUAGAGAAAGCAGCAGGAAAACCACCUGCAGUAGCUCGUGCCAGCAGCCAAGAGUCAAAGCAGCAGCAACCGACAGAGGAUGGGUCUUGGAUCAGCAAAAAAACAGGGAAGUUAUUGAAAUGCACAGGUCAGCAGACAAGUAAAAUCUGGGAGCGAAAGCCUCUGGCAGAAGUUCUUCGUCUUUCUCGCCAACCAGAUGCCGAUAGUGAUGCUGGAGAAAAAGUGAAAACUGCCGAAGAAGUGAUUGCUGCUCCCAAAGAUUCAGAAGCUAAACCAGUAGAAGUGGCAGAGGUUCAGGAAUCCCAGCAAGGUGACCAAGAGGUGGAAGGAAAGGAAUCACAGGUGGAAGGAAAGAGAAAAGCUUCUAAUAAAAUGUCCGUAGACAAAACACUGCAGACCGAUAGCAAAAUAAGCGUUUUUAGACAUAAAGAACUGGAGCAUAAAAAUGAACAGACAGACUUUCCUCCCGACACUUUACCCAGCAGUAGAACCUCUCUCAAAAACCAGCAUGAAUCCUGGCAUAGUAAUCAACAAGCAGAAGGACAGGGAUCCAGACGCGGUAGUCAACAGGUAGAAGGCAAGAAGUCACAGCAGGAGAGUCAACAACCAGAAGGGCAGGAAUUGAUGGAUGAAAGCCAGCAACCAGAUGCUCAAGGAUCUCAACAUGGAAGCCAACAGCUAACUGGACAGGAAUCUCGGAGAGGCAGCCAACAGCCACAACAGCCAGAUGAGAACAAGCCAGCACAACUUGAAAAGGAGCAAGUGCAGCCAGAGGACCAUCAGAAACUUCCUGAAGAGGAAACAUUCCACCUGGACAGAAAAACUGGUGUAGAAGUCAGAUCUGCAAGUCAACAGACCAGCGAGAGUUUGUUCAUAGACUACCUAACAAAAAUAUAUGGCCCUCGAUAUGGCGAGGCUCCUCUUCCAGUAGGUGAUCAACCAAAGGCUAAAGAGGAUCAGCCCCCAGAGAGUGAUGAAAUCCAGGGUGAAGCUAAGGUAGAGGAGGAAGAAAAACAAGAACCAGCCCCUGCUGGGGGUGAGGAAGCAGAAGCAGAAGGACAGCAGCCUCCCCAACCAGAGGCCCAAGAGCCCCAAGAUACAGAGUUGCAAGCAGGUGGGCAACAACCAGAGGGUCCCGGGUCCCGGAGAGAGAGCCAACAGGCAGAGGGUCCUGGGUCCCGGAGAGAGAGCCAACAGGCAGAGGGUCCCGGGUCCCGGAGAGAGAGCCAACAGGCAGAGGGUCCCGGGACCCAGAGAGAGAGCCAACAGGCAGAGGGUCCUGGAUCCCAGAGAGAGAGCCAACAGGCAGAGGGUCCCGGGUCCCGGAGAGAGAGCCAACAGGCAGAGGGUCCCGGGACCCAGAGAGAGAGCCAACAGGCAGAGGGUCCCGGGUCCAGGAGAGAGAGCCAACAGGAGGAGAUGCCAGGGUCCCCAAAAGAUAACCAAGAUGAGGAGAUGCCGGGGUUCCCAAAAGACAGCCAACAGGAGGAGAUGCCAGGGUCCCCAAAAGAGAGUCAACAGGAGGAGAUGCCGGGGUUCCCAAAAGACAGCCAACAGGAGGAGAUGCCAGGGUCCCCAAAAGAUAACCAAGAUGAGGAGGUGCCAGGGUUCCCAAAAGACAGCCAACAGGUGGAGAUGCCAGGGUCCCGCAAAGAGAGCCAACAGGUGGAGAUGCCAGGGUCCCGGAAAGAGAGCCAACAGGUGGAGAUGCCAGGGUCCCGGAAAGAGAGCCAACAGGUGGAGAUGCCAGGGUCCCGGAAAGACAGCCAACAGGUGGAGAUGCCAGUGUCUCGGAAAGGCAGCCAACAGGUGGAGAUGCCAGGGUCCCGCAAAGAGAGCCAACAGGUGGAGAUGCCAGGGUCCCGGAAAGAGAGCCAACAGGUGGAGAUGCCAGGGUCCCGGAAAGAGAGCCAACAGGUGGAGAUGCCAGUGUCUCGGAAAGGCAGCCAACAGGUGGAGAUGCCAGGGUCCCGCAAAGAGAGCCAGCUAUUUGCACAGCAUGAAUCUCCACCACAUACCCACCUAUCUGUGGGUGAAAUAACUGAACAACCAGGUCCCUCUGAAAGCCAAGGAACGCUAGGGAGCAUUGUGUCAUUUACCGAAGGGGAGGAUGUAGCUCUGCAGACGUACAGCAUAGUUUCUCUCCCAGACGGAAUUUGGCUGAACAGGAAGACAGGCAAGUUUUUGGUUAGCCACGGUCAACAGACAACAGUCACUUCACUUUCAGCCCUGAAUCAAAUAGCAUUGGAAGAGGCCGCAAUUGCUUCAAAGCCAUCUGGACUUGGCGCUGGCGGCGAGGGAGUGGUGGCCAAGGCCUUGGAAGUGCAUCAGGACAGUGCUACAGCUGAAGCAAAGCCUGAAGAAGACCAGCCGCCACCUUUAAGCCAGGAAUCCCGCCGUGCUAGUCAGCAGUCGAGGCACAGCCAAGGAUCCCGCCGUGGCAGCCAGAUUCCUUUGGAGCAAGAACCCAGUCCUGUCAACCAGCCAGCUUCUGAUGACCAGAAGGAAGAGGGGCUCCAGGAAGCGGAGGAUGCUGAGGGAGAGCUGAGCCAUCGCUUGAGCGAAGCAGCCCUGGAGAGCAUAGCAGCAGCCGCCGCGGACAGAGAAGACAACGUAUCUCAGCGGACUUACAGUUCCAUUUCUCUAGCGAAAGGAUCCUUUGUCAACAAAAGAACAGGCAGGUCGCUGGUAUCUCAGCAACUGCAGACUGAAGAGUCUUCAUUUCAUAACGUUGGAGAAGCAGUGGAAGAACCCCAGGACGGUGAUCAAGUACCUGAAGAAGACCAGGUUGAAAAUCCUGAACCAAGCGAACCUGAGAACCCGGGGGAAUAGCAGGUGCAACAGUGGGAAAGAGAAGAAGGUCCUUAUAUGAGCAGACAGUUAGUCGAUGGCUAAGGCCCAGCUUACCCUGUGAGUAAUGAGCUGUUGCUGGAAUUGUAGAGACCUGAGUGGCAGAGCCACCUGUAUCCCCAGGAGAUAUCCCCAGGAGUCACCAUGUCCUGUUUUCUGAACAGAAGGCACAGUGGCUAGCAAGGGGAAGCGAAGUUCCUGGGAGCAUGGCGGGCCUCUUUCGUCAGAAAAGCAAAGCCUUAGGCUGAAAGAAGCAGAAUAAAAAACAAAAAUGGGAAACGUGUACCUUCCUUUGUCUUUCAACGUAUGCAAAAUUGUUGUCCUUCCGGUUAAUUUUUCAACAUACCCAGGAAGCUCUUAAGAGGCAGGGGGUAUUAGCUGAGGAAGAAAUGCAACGCAACCACAUCAUGGGCACAUUUAACUCAUGCAGUUUUGACCUUAUGUGGUUGAAGGGCGGCUGGUUGAAAUCUUGCAAGUUUUCCUGGUCGGCCAGGGAGGAGGGAGGCUCCAACUGUGUUGCUUGGCUGCGUUGCUCACC
Molecule: messenger RNA, 5346 nt
Organism: Podarcis muralis (Common wall lizard)
Lineage: Eukaryota; Metazoa; Chordata; Lepidosauria; Squamata; Lacertidae
Source: RefSeq, a predicted model, not a curated record